AUGGGUUUAAUACAUUGGACCUUAAUUAAACGUUUUUCCGUGUUAUUCUUUAUCUUGAUUUUUCUAACCACUCACGAACACCAAAACGUCACGUUCGUUCACACCUUUUGCUUCAACGAAGGACGCAACUUCACAUCCAACACUUCGUAUUCCAUUAAUCUAAACCGUUUGGUCUCUUCACUCCCCGAUCUAACUCCAACCAUCAACGGCUUCUACGACAUCUCCAUCGAUUGCAAAGUCAACGCCAUAGCUUUAUGCAGAGGAGAUCUCAAACCAAAUCAAGAUUGCAUCAAUUGCAUAACAAGAGCCAAACAGAACCUAGAAAGCUGUCCAAACAUCGUGGAAGCUGAUAUAUGGCUUGAAAAAUGCAUGCUUCGUUACACAAGUCGAACCAUAUUAGGUGAAAUGGAGCCAGUUCCCUUUUAUCACAUAUUAAGCAACGUUAGCGUGACGUACAAGGAAGGUUUCAGCAAGGGUUUAGGUGAACUAUGGGAUUCAUUAGGGUCAAAAAUAGUGGAUGCGUAUGAGAUCAAAGAGGCUAAGUUUGCAGCAGGAGUGAAAGGAACAAUCUAUGCCUUGGCUCAGUGUACACCAGAUUUGUCUAAAUCAGAUUGUAGAAUCUGUCUUUCUCAGAUCUUAGCUGGGGUUCCUACUUGUUGUGAUGGCAAGUCAGGUGUGAAUCCAAGUUGCUAGUUUAGGUUUGAAGAGCAUGUGUUUUUCGAUCUUUCGGUUGUUUCAGAAGAGAAACCACCUCUUUCUCCACCUAACAAUGACACCAAAAGAAGUGAUCAAGGUAACACAAUAAACGGUUCUAAAACUCUGGUAUUUGCCGUGAUUCCCAUUGUGACAAUUGUCUUAGUUCUUAUCUCUUCUCUCUUUAUCCACUUAAUGAGGAGGAAGAAAAAUCUAAAGGAAGAAGCUGAAAAUGAGAUUGAGAGUACAUACUCAUUGCAUUUUGAUUUUGACACCAUACGAGUAGCAAAAGAUGAUUUCUCUUUAAUGAAUAAGAUUGGUGAAGGCGGUUUUGGGGCUGUCUACAAGGUUGAUUCAUCUUUACUAUUCUUCAUUGCUCUGUUUCCAAUCUCCAUAUUAACAAAGCGGCAUUGCCUUGUCCUCAUCAUAGGAAUCUCCCGGGGGUUGCUUUACCUUCACCAAGGCACAGAGUUUUCGAUAAUUCACCGUGUUCUCAAAUCCUCCAAUGUGCAUUUAGAGGAACAAAUGCAUCCUGGAAUGGCAAGACAAUUUGAUUUUUAUAAGACUCAAGCAACAACAAAAAGAGUUGUUGGAACUUAUGGAUAUAUGGCUCCAGAGUAUGCAAUGCAUGGUAGAUUCUCUGCCAAAACAGAUGUUUACAGCUUUUGAUUUCUUGUUCUAGAGAUCAUUACAGGUAAAAGAAACAGUGGAUUAGGUUUUAGUGAAGACACAGAUCUCCCAACUUUCGCAUGGAAAAAUUUUGAAGGAACAGCAGUGGACCUAAUAGUUCAUGUUCUUUUGAAAUCUUACUCUAAGGAACAAUCAAUGCAAUGCCUAGAAAUUGCUUUCUCUUGUGUUCAAGAAAAUCCUACAAAAAGACCAACAAUGGAUUCAGUUGUUUCCAUGCUUAGCUCUGAUUCUGAGCCUCUCCGACUCCCAAAGCCAUCACAGCCUGGUUUCUUCAGAAGAUCAAUGUCGUUUUCGGUUUCUGUUAAUGAUGUUUCUCUCACAGAUUUGUCUGGACGUUAAGAGUUGAUUUGAAAGAAUUUCAGUGACAACUUUUUAUACAGCAAGAUCCAAUGAAUGUGUAAUAACUUGUGCGUUAGUGCACCUUUUUUAAGAUGCUAUAAUGUUAUAAAAUUGUCUACACGUUAAUUGUUGAUUGUAUAGAUAGAUUGUUAUCAAGGAAUAGAGACCGGUGGUGGUAUUGGAAGUUAAGUCCACCGUUUCUCUAUCUUAGAAACCGCUGAUUGAGAUAGGUCACAAGGUGAUCAAUUGUUUACUUUCUUGUUUUUUUGCAGAUAGGUCACAAUGUGAUCAUAGAAAACUGUUGCUUGCUUUGUGGUCAAGUCGGCAUCGCUGGUUCAGUAACAUACAAAAUCUGAACCCUUUUUGGUUCCAGUGAAAGAGACAAUUGUAAGACUCAAAAAGUCAAAAACAUAUUCCGUAGAUUUGGUUACUAUGUACCUUUGGGAGGACGUGAUGCUGUUAGAGAUCAUGUCUCCAUUGUAUCCAUGGUACUAAGAGGUUUUCACCGGUUUAAAAAAAAGAGGUUCUUGGUGUUGUUAUGUUCACGUAAACCGCUUUUUGUGGUUUGGUUCGAACAAGAGGAAACCUGAAUCAUGAAUCAGAGGUAAUAAAACUGAGUACAUGCAAAUAUGCAAUGUAAUUUGAUCAGGGUUUCCGUUUGUUUUGUAUGAUGAUUACAUUUACAAUCAGACGUAUAUCAAUGUAAGAACACAAAGCUUAAAGCCAAAUAAACAACUAUCGAGUUAAGAUUUGGUGUGAAUUAUGUACUGAUUUUCAUAUUGAGGAUGUAUAUAAUACAAGUGAAAACUGUAGCUAAAGACAUAAUCCAACGGUCGAUAUACUGAAUUGCUUUUGCCAUAUGAACAUCUUAAUUUAUUUUCAGAAAAAGAAAGGACAGUGAAAAGAGAAGACAGAAAUGUAGUUUUGUUUGGAAUGUCUUCGAUGAAGGACUUAUUUUGUUUUUUACGUUAAGACCAACUUAACUGGUUUAAAACUUCAAAGUUUAAAAGUACAACAAGAUGUGAAUUAUUGAGACUAUAUAUUAUAAUCGUGUGUCUCUCUCUCUAUGUAUGAAGUUAGAUAUUUAUUUUUAUUGGGUAGUAUUAUUAGUAUGGGACUAUGGGUAAUGGGUGCGUUGCAUGUAUUCAAAAUUUCAAAUGUAUUUUAGCGAGACAGCUUCUCUGGCUGCAAUUCAUUAGUAUGACACUCUCUUAAGCCUUAAUCAAUCAAAUGCUUUUUCUUCUAUUUUCUCUAAUCUUCUUCCGUAUAUUUGCGGUCCACCAUGUUUUUUUUUUCCUUUUCUUGCAUGGUUUUAUGGUAGUCACUAGUACUAUUUUUUUCUGAUGGUCAGUCCAAAAACUAAUAAUCUAAGGUAGAGAAGCUCAAAUUGUAUAACUCGAACCCAAAAGAAAAUAAUCUAUUUUUUUCUUUUCAAGUGAGUCUUGGGUUAGUGAUGCUUUCUAGGACAAAUGUUAUAUUUCCUAGGACCCCUAAUCGAAAAUCUGAUAUUACUAUAGUUGGAUAGAACCACUUCAAGAUAUUAAAUCAGUUUGAACAACAUUUAUAGCAACCUUGAUGAAAUGCGGAUUGAAAAGCUCUAGUUUAGUGGAUACACCAAUAUUUAGGCUUUGUUUCUUAAGCAUAAGCAUUUUUAUCAAAUUCGAAUAAACACACAAUAUGAAUUCAUGAUUGUGAUUACUUAUGAUUAAAAUUUAUCUUACUGAAAGUAACUAAACCAGUUCCUCUGUAAACUAUAUAAUUAAGAAACUGAAUUUUUUAUUUAUUAUAAGAAUACAUGUAUCUUGUAGUAUUUUGCAGUCAUUUUCAGCUUUGGGUUUCUGUCAGGUCAUCUUAGUUUUGAUUAAAGCUGGAACAUACAAAGCUCGGAUGCAUCCUAGUUUUUCUACUGAAAUAAUAAGACGAAUCAAAACAAUACGUAAAAAUGCAAGCAACGUAUAGAAUAGACAGCGUAUAAAGUAUAAAGAUGUAGACUACAUAUUUUUGAAAAGAGUUAACAUGAUGUUACCUAAUAACUAAAUGUGUUAAAUCAAGUUUGAAACAUUUUAUACACACUUAGUUAUUAAGUAACAUUAUAUGAACCAAUUGACUUCUACGUUCUUCUUCUAUUUUCUAUAUAACAUGUUCUAACAAAAAAAAUCAUCAACGUUUUAUCAUGAGACUCGAAAUUAAACUGAUAAAAUCAUUUCAAAUAAGUCACACCUUUUACUUGUAUUCAAAGUGUUUCAUAAAUGAUUGCGGUUACAGCUUACAAUCAACCGCUUUUCAAA
This is a messenger RNA of Brassica rapa (field mustard), 4010 nucleotides long. Its product is annotated as cysteine-rich receptor-like protein kinase 27. Gene Ontology annotation, cellular component: plasma membrane. The record is from RefSeq and is a predicted model, not a curated record. Lineage: Eukaryota; Viridiplantae; Streptophyta; Magnoliopsida; Brassicales; Brassicaceae. Gene Ontology annotation, molecular function: protein serine/threonine kinase activity; ATP binding. Gene Ontology annotation, biological process: protein phosphorylation.